AUGGCAAAUUUGGACGCUUUUAGCGACAGCGCGUCGCAGUUUGUUCGAUUGCCAAGGUGCAGACCGAAACAUUCCACAUCAGCUCCGCUAAUUUCAAUCAUCAUUAUGAUCGAUUUGUUCACAAUUGUUGGAAAAGGUGGUUUAGUGCUUUGGUAUUUCCAGCAAAGCGGCCAGAUGUUUGCUGAUUCUAUCAAUGAAUUAAUUCGAGAGGAGCGGAGUAGCGGUAACAUGUUCAAACACAACAAUGUAACCAUAAAGUAUAAACUGGAUAAUGAAUUUGAGCUUAUUUUCCUGGUGGUUUAUCAAAGUGCGAUACAGCUUUCGUUUACGGACCAACUUCUUACAGACGUUCAGAGGCGUUUCAGGGAUAUGUAUAAAAAUGUCUUACUAGACAACAAGACCCUUUAUACGGGCGGCUACAAAAUAUUUAAGCAGUUUACAGAUUCGUUUCAGAAGAUCUAUCUUGAAGCACAAGCUGCGAACGUGUCCAAACCUGCUAAAGUGAUGCGAACAUUUGAGGAAAGUGAAAAGUCAAAAAAGACUGUUGCGUCGAUGAUUGAACGCCCUAGUGACAGAGCACAAAAAGCAAAUAAAGAAAAAGACGGCGGAAGUAAAGCGAAACAAGUGCCUGAAAAGGCUGCCGCAAAAGAAGUAAUUGUGAAUAAAGUCGAAACGGAGAGGAAAACUGCUGAACCAGUACUGGUUCCUCCUAAGUCGCCGAAAAGUGACCAUGAUGAUGAGGAGAUGCGUAAAAGAAGGGCGGAAUUUUUCAAAAAGAAAGGAGGAACUUCAAAGAAGCAUUUCGCUUUAACCGGUGAAGUAGAAAAGCACGGUGUGGCUGAAGUGAAGAAAGGUAAGCAAGCUAGGGUUUGGGGAUUGAGUGGAAAUGUUAGUGCUGCUGAUGCAGCUGUGCUGGAUUAUAGCAAAAUCGGUGGCAGUGGUGAUGAUGUUGCACAAACGGAAACUGAAGAUGCUAGAUUUGUUGAGGACCAGAGGCGAUUUGUUGGUCAUUUAAAAGGUGAACUUCCAGGACUGGAUGAAGAAGAUAGUGAGGAAGAGCUGGAAGAAGAUGAGGAAGAAAUGGUAGUGGCUGAUAGUCAGAAAGGCGGUGGAUGGUUUUCUGCUUUUAAAUCUUUGGUCGGAAACAAAAAAUUAACUAUGGAGGAUAUACAACCAGUAGUUGAUAAGAUGCGUGAAACUCUAAUAGCUAAGAAUGUUGCUGCGGAACCUGCAGAAAAACUCUGUCAGUCUGUAGCGUCAAAGUUGGAAGGCAAGGUUGUUGGCACAUUUAACCGUGUUACCAACAUAGUGAAGGAGGCAUUUCGUGAAUCAUUGGUUCAACUGCUUACUCCUAAAAGACGUGUAGACAUUUUACGCGAUGUUAUGGAGGCUAAGCGUGAGGGACGUCCUUAUGUGAUUGUUUUUUGUGGCGUCAACGGAGUCGGAAAAUCAACUAACCUAGCGAAAAUCACUUUCUGGCUAAACGAAAAUGGUCAUCGGGUGUUGAUUGCUGCUGGGGAUACGUUUCGUGCGGGAGCAGUAGAACAGUUGCGUACGCACACAAAACAUUUGAAUGCUCUUCAUCCUAAUCAUGUUCAGCUUUAUGAGCAGGGUUACGGUAAAGAUCCAGCCGGUUUGGCUGCUGCUGCUGUCUCAAUUGCGGUUGAGAGACAGAUUGAUGUCGUGCUAGUUGACACAGCAGGUCGCAUGCAGGAUAACGAACCGUUGAUGCGUUCUCUUGCAAAAUUGAUUCGGGUAAAUGAACCAGAUCUUGUUUUGUUCGUUGGUGAGGCUUUAGUCGGCAAUGAAGCUGUUGACCAGCUUGUUAAGUUCAAUCAAGCACUUGCGGACCAUGCGGCGAUGAAUGCGGACGCUCGACUUAUUGAUGGAAUAGUUUUGACGAAGUUUGAUACAAUUGAUGACAAAGUUGGAGCAGCCGUAUCUAUGACAUAUAUUACUGGUCAACCUAUUGUUUUUGUUGGAACCGGUCAGACCUACAAAGAUCUGAAAAAUCUGAAUUCAAGUGCCGUGUUUACACUAGAAAAACUAUAG
Enterobius vermicularis (human pinworm) is the source of this 2052-nucleotide messenger RNA. NCBI's taxonomy places the organism in Eukaryota, Metazoa, Nematoda, Chromadorea, Rhabditida, Oxyuridae. The record is from the annotation of a GenBank genome assembly.